Ramularia collo-cygni is the source of this 1266-nucleotide messenger RNA. RefSeq lists its product as uncharacterized. The transcript has a single exon. NCBI's taxonomy places the organism in Eukaryota, Fungi, Ascomycota, Dothideomycetes, Mycosphaerellales, Mycosphaerellaceae. The record is from RefSeq and is a predicted model, not a curated record. Bases 1 to 1266 code for a protein of 421 amino acids.
AUGGAGCUCCCCAAAAGUGCCGUCUGUCGGGAAUGCUGGCAUCUUCUCCGUCAACCCAAAUACACACCUCGUGUCUUUGCGGUGAACUUCUCCCAGCGGACAAGACAAACAAGACCGAUUUCCCGCCCGCAAGAGCGAAGGAUUGAAACACCAUCGCAACAUGAACGACUUCGACAAAUCCGCCGUUUGGCGACUGAGAUCCCUUCCAAACGCCCCUCCACCUCCCCGACAGAUCUGACGGCCAUCCACAACCGGAUUGAAAGUUUAUACGCGUCGAUAUUCGAGAACGGCGACAAGGAGCUUCCGUCCGAACAGCGGAUACUAUAUGUCCUCGAGCACCUCGAGUCCAUUGCCCAGCAAGUGUCGGAGGAAGAGAAACAUGAUUCUUUUGGACGACAACGACGAGGCGAAGAUGUGCCCAAAGCCGCUCCCUCAGCAUCAGCAACAUCCACCCUCCUCAACAGCGUCAACGCCCGCUCCUCCAAAGAGCCCAUAACCCCUCAAUCCAUCUUGACCAGCAUCACGACCCGCGCCGAACAAAUCCUUCGCGAUCCCAGCGUCUUCAUCACGCCCGCAAUCCUCAAAUCCUACAUCCAACUCCAAUCGCUUCUCGCUCAACCCUCCUCCUUCCCAGACAUCUUCCACCUCUACGCCCAUAAACCCAUUCCCACAAAGUCCUCCUCAGGGACAACCUUCGCAAAGCCCUCACCCACAAAAGUCUCCGCGGCCAUAGACUCCAAGACCGCCUCAUUGGCCCUAGCAUCCGCAACAGCAACUCACGAUCUCGCCCUCGCAAUCGACAUCAUAACAACCUCCUUCUCCACCCCAGCCUUCCGGCGCGCAAAAAUCCUCCGAAAAGCCGCAAUUCCCAUCGGAGGUCUCGCUCUGGCUCCUUGUGCAGCCUACGCUCUCUCUCAGACGUUCUCCCAGGUACAAUCUUCCAUGGACGAGGGAUUAGCGAGUGGGAUUGCUUUCGCGGGCAUCAUGACGUAUGUGGGUGCUGUGAGUAUGGUGGGUUAUGUGGCAGUGACCACGGCGAACGACCAGAUGGACCGCGUGACGUGGGCAAGUGGAGUGCCGCUUUGGGAGCGGUGGGUCAGAGAGGAAGAAAGGGCAGCGAUUGACUCGGUGGCUGGCGCGUGGGGGUUCCAAGAAGUGGAGAAGAAGGGUGAUGAAGAGGGGGAGGAGUGGGAGGCAUUGAGGGAGUAUGUCGGGAUGAAGGGCAUGGUGUUGGAUAAAGUAGGCUUGAUGGAGGGCAUGGAGUGA